AUGAGUGUAGCUCCGAGAGGAGCACCCUCCACAUCGGACCGAUCGAAGACUCUGUCUCGACGUGGAAGUCGGCGCGACGAAGAGGAGUUGGCGGUUGGUGCUGUGGUCGUGAUGCUGAGCGACAAGUCGGGCGAUCAAAGUGCUGCUGCCUACAGCUUCCCCUCUGGGGGCAACAGCCAUCACGACGCAAAGUUCAUUCCCGCCACGACAAGCCAGAAAGAUCCGCGUUUUGUGGCUGUCUUGGCCCCGAGCUGCGAGGCGGCGAUGACGUCGCUGCUCACUCAACCGCCUGGAACUUUUCUAUUGGUAAAAGAAGAAGACGCAGCGAUCGCAGUGUACGUGAAGUUUCGACAAGCCGUGAGAGCGUUGGCACUUGUGAAGGGCAAAGAUGUGAAGAAAACGGGCGACGCGGUUCAAUUGGCAAAGUUGCGUAAGAAAGAGCAAGAUGUGACGCCAGUACACAUUUUGCGUCUAGCGUGUGAGUCGUAUUUCCUUUUGGAACAUUGCUGGAAGCGCUUUCUCCCUCAAGUUCAAGCUGUUGUCUUUGAAUUGUGUAGCGAACCCCAUCUAGACGAGGACACCAGACUGGAAGACUGGACAUGUUCGAUGAUCCCUCCGUCUGCGUAUUCCCUUGGAUUAAUGCCCGAAGCUUGCGGGUUUUACAUCUUUGCAGUAUCUGGAAACGCUGCGGAUUCUUCUGUAAUAAAAAUUCGACAAGUGGAGUUUGACUUUAAUAAAUGUGCCAUCACAGUUGCAGAUGGCACGCACAACCCAUUGGCACUUCUCUUGGCAACGUCGUUCUCCUCGAAACGCACAUUUGAACCCAAUUUCACGUGCGUUAUUUGA
Messenger RNA from Phytophthora infestans T30-4, 846 nucleotides. RefSeq lists its product as uncharacterized. Bases 1 to 846 code for a protein of 281 amino acids. Lineage: Eukaryota; Oomycota; Peronosporomycetes; Peronosporales; Peronosporaceae. The transcript has a single exon. The record is from RefSeq and is a predicted model, not a curated record.